This is a messenger RNA of Malurus melanocephalus (red-backed fairy wren), 9950 nucleotides long. RefSeq names its product HECT, C2 and WW domain containing E3 ubiquitin protein ligase 1 (gene HECW1). Gene Ontology annotation, biological process: regulation of dendrite morphogenesis. Gene Ontology annotation, molecular function: protein binding; ubiquitin-protein transferase activity. The transcript is spliced from 29 exons. Lineage: Eukaryota; Metazoa; Chordata; Aves; Passeriformes; Maluridae. Bases 328 to 5091 code for a protein of 1587 amino acids. The record is from RefSeq and is a predicted model, not a curated record.
GGGCGGAGGAAGAGGAGGAGGAGGAGGGAGCGCGGCAGCGCUGCGGAGCGUAUCAGCCGGUGCUGGACUAUGGUGCGGCUCGGCGGGGGCUGACACGCCGGCACCCCGCCCGCCUUCCCUCCCUGCCGGCUGACAGGCACGUGUGGGAUGUGAGACCUGCCCUCGCCGGGGGAGCAUGAGCUGUGCCCAGGCCGGCAUUGUCCAGGCCCUCAGGAUUAUUCUGGAAGCUUUUGGACUCUGAUGAAGGCAGAAUGUGGAAAUGAGCUGUGAUGGCCUGCUUCACCAGCCAAGAAUCUGUACCAAAACAGGUUCCUGGGCCUGGCAGCCAUGGCAUCUCCGUCUAGGAACUCACAAAAUCGGCGCCGGUGCAAAGAGCCUCUCAGAUACAGCUAUAACCCUGAUCAGUUCCAUAACGUGGACAUCAGGAACAAUUCCCAUGAGACGGUCACCAUUCCUAGGUCUACCAGUGACACAGACCUUGUCACUUCAGACAGCCGGUCCACCCUGAUGGUCAGCAGCUCCUACUACUCCAUCGGGCAUUCGCAGGACCUAGUGAUAUACUGGGAUAUAAAAGAGGAAGUGGAUGCAGGGGACUGGAUUGGCAUGUAUCUCAUAGAUGAGGUCUUGUCUGAAAACUUUUUGGACUACAAGAACCGUGGUGUCAAUGGCUCUCACCGUGGUCAAAUUAUCUGGAAGAUUGAUGCCAGCUCUUACUUUGUGGAGCCUGAAACAAAGAUCUGCUUCAAGUACUACCAUGGCGUGAGUGGGGCGCUACGAGCCACAACUCCGAGUAUCACAGUGAAAAACAACGCAGCUCCUCAGAUUUUUAAAAGCAUCACCAAUGAAGACUCAAUCCAGGGACAAGGAAGUCGGAGACUGAUAAGCUUUUCAUUGUCAGAUUUCCAGGCUUUUGGUCUGAAGAAAGGGAUGUUCUUCAAYCCAGAUCCUUAUCUGAAGAUUUCCAUCCAGCCUGGAAAACAUAGCAUCUUCCCAGCACUUCCUCAUCAUGGACAGGAGAAAAGAUCUAAGAUCAUUUGUAACACCGUUAACCCAAUCUGGCAAGGAGAGCAAUUCAGCUUUGUCUCCCUGCCCACGGAUGUCCUGGAAAUAGAAGUUAAAGACAAAUUUGCAAAGAGCCGACCGAUCAUCAAACGUUUUCUGGGAAAACUCUCUAUGCCGGUUCAGCGCCUCUUGGAGAGACAUGCCAUAGGGGACAGGGUUGUAAGCUACACUCUGGGUCGCAGACUUCCUACAGAUCAUGUCAGUGGCCAGCUGCAGUUCCGAUUUGAGAUAACUUCUUCCAUCCAUCCAGAUGAUGAAGAGGUCUCCAUUAGUGCAGAUCCUGAGCCAGCUGACCUCCGGGAAAGCCCUGUGAACAACCCCACAGAGGAAAGCCUCGGUGAGCCUCCAUGCAUCAACACAGUGACCUCAGAAAGUGCAGCUCCAGAACAGCUAAAUGGAUACAGUGUGAACAGUGUCGAUAGCCCAGGGGCUGUCAAACCACCUGGGGAAGUCAACCAGAGCAGCUUAAAUGAAGAGCUGGCAGGAGAUGGUGAGGUUGAUGCGGUGCCAGUCCCCGAACCCUCGGAAUCCAUCCCAGGAGAAGUGCUGCCUUCUUUGAGUACUACGGACCUCAUGGAGCAGUCGGAUAUGAUGGCUUGCAUGUCUCCUCCUGAGACCGAAGUUAGGGAAAAUAAAGUCAAUUCUGGUGUUGAGGGAGAUGGUGGAGUCUUGACCAGCAUAGAAACAGUAGAUAUUGAUGAGGUGAGUGCAGAUGUGCAUACUGGCAAGGACCUAGAGAAGAGUCAGGAAGAAGAAGGGGCUUCAGCCCAGGASGACGAAGACAACAAGCUACAACUGAGGACCACAGCAAAGAGGAAAAAUAGGCCAUGCUCCCUGCCUGUGUCUGAACUUGAGACAGUCAUAGCUUCAGCUUGUGGUGAGCCAGAGACCCCUCGCACACACUACAUACGGAUCCACAACCUGCUCCACAGUCUGCCCUCAGCACAGAUGAGUAGUGAUGGGGAGGAAGAGCAAGAUGGUGGCAAUGGCGGGGAGAACGAUGAGGAGUCUACUGUCAAGGAGGUGUUGGAUAAGGAGGUGGUCAGCGAGAGUGAGACUGUGGCAGCAGAGCCUCCUCCAGAAAAUGAGGCUGAAGAGAACUUCAGCCAGAGCACGGUGCCUCCAGGGACCUUGGAUGAGCAACUCUCCGACUUGAAUGAUGGGCUGUUGGAUGGGGAACCUCCCAGGACAGGAAGUGAGAGCGAGUCAAGCUCCAGGCCACAUGGUGACAACGAAUGUGAGGCGUGUGACACCUCUUGCUACAGCUCCUCUUGCUACAGCACCUCCUGCUACAGCACCUCUUGUUACAGCACUUCAUGCUACAGCACCUCCUGCUACGACAGUAACAAUCGCUUCUCCAGCCACACGCGCUUCUCCUCCGUCGACAGCGCUAAGAUUUCUGAGAGCACAGUCUUUUCCUCACAGGAUGAUGAUGAGGAGGAGAACAGUGCUUUUGAGUCAGUGCCAGAUUCAGUGCAGAGCCCUGAGCUGGACAGGGAGCAAGUGGAUGGCUCCUCCCAGUGGCCAGAUGAACUAGUAGCUCAUGGUGGGAAUCCACAGAGAGCCACAGAGGGUCUAGACACCCCAGUAGCAGGUCCAAGCAGCAGAAGAGAAGGUGAUUGUCCUUUACUCCAUAAUUCUCAGCCAGUCAGCCAGCUUCCUUCUCUGAGGCCUGACCAUCAUCACUACCCAACUAUCGAUGAGCCUCUUCCACCAAAUUGGGAAGCUCGGAUAGACAGCCACGGGAGAGUGUUCUACGUGGAUCAUGUCAACCGCACCACCACGUGGCAGCGCCCCACGGCUGCAGCGACRCCCGACGGGAUCCACAGGUCUGGCUCCAUCCAGCAAAUGGAGCAGCUGAACCGCCGGUACCAAAACAUCCAGCGAACCAUUGCAACAGAGAGGACUGAAGAUGAUGCUGUGGUAAACAACAGGGUGGAGAGAGUUCCCACUGGAGGAGCAAGUGACUCUGAGACAGAGCCUUCCCAGCCAAGCCCAGAGAUUAGGAGGGAAGGUUCCCUCUCYCCCGUGAAUUCUCAAAAAAUCACCUUGUUGCUGCAGUCUCCAGCUGUGAAGUUCAUCACCAAUCCUGAGUUCUUCACUGUGCUGCAUGCGAACUAUAGUGCCUAUCGAGUCUUCACCAACAGUACCUGCUUGAAGCAUAUGAUUCUGAAGAUUCGCAGAGAUGCUCGUAAUUUUGAGCGGUAUCAGCACAACAGAGACCUGGUAAAUUUUAUCAACAUGUUUGCAGAUACCCGACUGGAGCUUCCUCGUGGCUGGGAGAUUAAAACUGACCAGCAGGGCAAGUCUUUCUUCGUUGACCACAAUAGCCGUGCUACCACCUUCAUAGAUCCCAGGAUCCCUCUGCAGAGCGGGCGUCUCCCAAAUCACCUGACUCACCGGCAACAUCUGCAGCGACUUCGUAGCUACAGUGCUGGAGAGGCYUCUGAAGUCUCUCGAAACAGAGGAGUGACUCUGUUGGCCAGACCAGGCAAUAGUCUCAUAACAGCAAUUCGAAACCAGCACCAUCAGGAGGCAUUACCUCUGGCUUACAAUGACAAGAUYGUUGCAUUUCUACGCCAACCCAAYAUUUUUGAGAUGCUGCAGGAGCGUCAGCCCAGCUUGGCCAGAAAUCAUGCACUCAGGGAGAAGAUCCAUUACAUUCGGACAGAGGGUACACAUGGGCUUGAAAAGUUGUCAUGUGAUGCAGAUUUAGUAAUUCUGCUGAGCCUUUUUGAAGAGGAUAUAAUGUCCUACAUACCACUGCAGGCUGCCUUCCAUCCUGGUUACAGUUUUUCUCCUCGCUGCUCACCCUGUUCAUCACCCCAAAACUCCCCAGGGCUGCAGCGAGCAAGCGCAAGAGCACCUUCUCCAUACAGGAGGGACUUUGAAGCCAAGCUGCGCAAUUUCUAUCGRAAACUUGAAGCCAAAGGGUAUGGGCAAGGUCCAGGGAAAAUUAAGUUAAUCAUACGGCGUGACCACUUGCUGGAAGGCACCUUCAACCAGGUAAUGGCGUAUUCACGCAAGGAGCUCCAGCGGAACAAACUCUACGUCACGUUUGUCGGCGAGGAAGGGUUGGACUACAGCGGCCCCUCCCGAGAAUUCUUUUUCCUUCUGUCUCAGGAGCUCUUCAAUCCCUAUUAUGGGCUGUUUGAGUAUUCAGCCAACGACACCUACACUGUACAGAUCAGCCCCAUGUCUGCCUUUGUUGAAAAUCACCUGGAAUGGUUCAGGUUCAGCGGUCGUAUUCUUGGCCUUGCUCUCAUUCAUCAGUACCUUCUUGAUGCUUUCUUCACAAGGCCGUUCUACAAAGCACUACUAAGGCUGCCAUGUGAUUUAAGUGACUUAGAGUACCUGGAUGAAGAGUUCCACCAGAGCUUGCAGUGGAUGAAAGAUAACAAYAUCACAGAUAUCCUGGAUCUAACCUUCACGGUGAACGAGGAGGUGUUUGGACAGGUGACAGAGAGAGAGUUGAAAUCUGGAGGGGCAAAUACAGCGGUGACAGAAAAGAACAAAAAAGAGUACAUUGAGAGAAUGGUUAAGUGGCGAGUGGAACGAGGAGUGGUUCAGCAAACAGAGGCCCUGGUCCGUGGCUUCUACGAAGUUGUAGACUCCAGGCUUGUCUCUGUUUUUGAUGCGAGAGAACUGGAGCUAGUUAUAGCUGGCACUGCAGAAAUAGAUCUCAAUGACUGGCGGAACAACACAGAAUAUCGUGGAGGUUACCAUGAUGGACACAUAGUGAUACGGUGGUUCUGGGCAGCUGUGGAGAGGUUUAACAACGAGCAGAGGCUGCGGUUGUUGCARUUUGUCACAGGAACGUCCAGUGUGCCAUACGAGGGCUUUGCCGCUCUCCGAGGGAGCAACGGCCUACGGCGCUUCUGUAUAGAGAAAUGGGGGAAAAUAACCUCCCUCCCAAGGGCACACACGUGUUUCAACCGUUUGGAUCUUCCACCUUACCCCUCAUAUUCUAUGCUGUAUGAAAAGCUGCUGACAGCUGUUGAAGAAACUAGCACCUUCGGACUUGAAUGAGGGAAUUCAGRCACUUCUGGUGUUUUUAUGGCUGAUGUCACCUUUCCUGUCCACCAUCAUUUGAUCUUGGUUUCCCAUGUUUUUAUUUUUGAAAACAAAACAAAAAUCAAGAUUAACAAAAGCUGUGCAUGAAGAACUGCCGCCCUCUACAAUCUAACCUUCAUGCUUUCAUCCUCUAUUUCCAAUGGACUGCUAGUCUGUAUGCAAUAGAAAAACAACUGUCUCAAGGUUUCUGUAUAUCUCUACAUACCUCCAUUAAUAAAAAUGAAAAUACAAAUGCAAGUUACACUACACUUGACCAAAUGUUGAUAAAUAUUUACUUCCAUCUACGUUGAUUAAAAAAUUAAAAAAACCUCAUCAAGCAUCCCAAGCUUUUAUAUACCCGUAUCUUCUAAAUUAAUUCACAGCCCAUCUUACUUCUUAAUCGUUGAAUCCAGUACUAGGAGCUGGUCAAAUGUAUCAUCAUCCAUCCUUAUUUUCUCUGUAUGUAUUGUCCAUCUGAGAGACGCCUAUGAGCAAAACUGAAAUUUUUAUAUAUGAACUCAUGAUCCACAUCAGUUGCAUCAGCUGGAACUGGCCCAGAUACAUGGUGCAGAUAAGACCUUCAACAACUAAAAAAGAACCAACCUGUAAUGCAAUGCAAAGCAUAAUGGCGAUUGUUAUGAUUGUUGCUUGCCAGUACUGGAGAGAACUUGCACUUCAGAGCUGUUGGGAGGGGCAUCUCCAUUGUAAUGUUUACCACACAAGAAGCACAAGGUUGUGCAYACUCAAGAAGGAUGUUUUAUUAUGUAGCAUAAAGGACAAGGUUCCCUAAUGUUCUACUCUUAUGAAGACCGUUGAGUUCUGUUUGCCAGAUYUUUGUUUUCUGAUGUUUAAAAUGUCCCUUUCCAAAUGACAAGUCUAGACAAUCCCAUCCCCUGUGUCAGAGGCCAUUUCUUUUCUGUUGGGUUGGGCUAAUCUAUGGUUGCUGGGGGCGGUUUUCAGUUCUGUCAUUUCUCUUUUUUUUGUUCAGUGGAAUAGUCCAUAUCCACAAGAGGGGCUGGUUGUAGACAGAAUGUCUUUGUCUGGAGUCUGUCAAAUGAGAAGCUGCAGUGAAUGAGGGUAUUUGUCAGGGAACUAACUCUUUGCGGGUUAGGAUUUUGCUGCACAUCCUCUUGGAGGAAGCCCAAAGGCCCUCCAGUCAUACUAGGUAUCACUAAACUAAAGAUCUUGCUCUUGUUACAGCAGACACAACCCUCUUCAGUUUGGUGUACUUUCCAACUCUGAAUCCAGGGCAAAAACAAGGAAAACAGACAGCAGUAGGCGUGUCUCGGAUGGAUUUUUCUGAGGCUGUUGCAGUCAAGUUAUUGUAGUUAUUAAUCUUUGCUGCCCUUGUUUUCCAAGACUAAUCUCAGAUUGAAAGUGUUUGUCUUAACUGGGAAAAGGAAAUACAAAAUAUCUUCUGACACUAAAUAUGUUAAAGGAUCCAAGAAAUGCAAAGUGAGAGAUUUGUCAAGGUAAGUGAGAACUUCAUAGUGUCUGACAGCUCACAUUAAAUACAACACCCUUGGGGGCUUGAUAUUGGUAGUUUUGUGUUAGUUAUGCUUCAGAAGAUGGUAAAAUCAGGAGACCAGUUCAAGAUCUAACACAUCUAAUUCAUCUUAAGUUUUGUCUCCAGAGGAAAAAGUUGGACUCUGCUUUCUCAUGUAUUUUUAUGGUGGUUGUACAGAACCUCAUCACACUUGAAAAACUGCAUUCUGGGAAUUCUAGAUCAUUCUCCUGCUUUUAUUCUUWGGUCAGUAGGUAUUUGAAAGGUGAUGGACCCAAAAAUAUUUUUUUGGCAAUUUUUUUUUUGUUAAUGAUACAUUAAAAAAAUKAAAUACUUAAAUUGCCCCAUUUAUUCAAUUUCUGUGACAUUUCAGCCAAUUUUAUAAUUAUUUACUAUGUGGCUUKUACUGAGAAUGUAUUUUAUAGUAUGUUGUUGUUACUGAGUAAUCAUAUUACGGUUGCAAACAGGAACUGUAGCUAAAGGCCAGCUUCAUUGUACCACACUCCGAAAAUGUUUAGUGUUUCCAUAAAUGAGUUCUCAGGCAUCUAUUCCACAUGACCAGCCCCACUGCACAGGAGAGAUGGAAAAUUUAAUGUUUUUCUCAGAGAAUCUGUCAUCUGUCUCAGAGAAUCAUGUCAUCUGAACAUGAAAUCUUCCAAUGUAUGUAAUUCCCCUUCACCUCUGGGCCCCCUAAUGCAGUGAUUCUUGUAUAGYUCUUAAUUUGUUCCUGGUGAUGUUAUAAAGUUACCUGUACUAUUCCAAAUGUGGGAUGUCUUCCAACAUUAGAAGAAAAGAAAGAGAAGCAUCCAACUGGUUGGUCCAUCUUUGGCAAAUCAAGAGCUGUCUCAUUAACAUAGUAAAAAAGUGAAAAAAAUAAUCCAAUCUUUACAAUGCUGUAUAGGGUUUUUUAAAAAAAUACUUUAAAACUAUUUUUAUUACAAAAAGGUGAAAAUAUUUUUUGUAGCAUAAUAAAAGAUGUUUGUAUUUCAGAGACAUCAAGCUCCACCAAAUGAAACACAGAAGGCUUUUUCCUGAAAUUCAUCUUCACAACAUUUUCUGGCACUCGUCACACACUGAACUAGAUUAUGUUUGGCAGAUGCCAUCUCAAGCACCUUGUGUGUUCCUCCUCUGAGGAACACAGAGCAUAGCCAGCUACUUCCCAUCAAUAUCCUUGAUCCAAGUUGUCUUUCAAGCACACAGCCUAAUAUUUUUUUAAAAUUUAGUUUCUCAGUUGAYGAAGUCAUGCAGAUUUCCUUGGAAAUUUUUUUGAUAUAAGGCCAGGAAUAGAGACAGUUGACUGUUGUCAUAAAACAAAGAGAAAGAAAAUGCAUUAUGUGGCUUUGCUUGCAUUCUGCAAUUCAAAUCCUAUCCCUCUCUCUUCCCAAAUGCCCUAYCAUAGGUUUUCAAACUUGUCAUAUCAUCUCUAGGAUACCCAGAUCAAYACUUCACAGUGUUUCUCCAUUCCUCAUCGUGGGCAGAAUCCAGCCUGGAGUGAAGGGGGAGCUGUGCAUSCAGUGGCAUUGCAGUGUCAGAGUGAGGCAGUGAAUGGUGCUAACAGGAGAAAGGGAAGAACCUGCCUCCCUUGACCUCUUAUUUAAUUAACUAAUUAUGCAAUUAAUUGACUUUGUUGUUGUUGUGUGUGUUCAAGAUGUUGUGCAUAUGCAAGAACCCUUCUUUGUUCAUCUUUUGAUUCAAGUGCUUUUAUUCCAGGUCUGCAUCUUCAUUUGUAAAACACUGACAGUUGAUUACAGAAAUUCUAGUUUCAUUGUCUCCCCACAGCAAAGGGGAGAUUUCCCCUUAGGGCAGAUUUACAGUGAAAUAAUCUCUUCMGCUCUUUCACCUCAGUUUCCUUUAAACCUGGUAGUAGAUAUGGUGGUGGCUAGAUUAGGAUACAGUAUCAACAUCAAUAGAUUUUUUUUUAAUGCAAGUGAAAAAUGGAAGAGGCAAUCUGACAGCUUUCGUUAAUUCUAGUUUUCAGUCGGAGCAAUGAAUACUGGCAAUGGUUUCAGAGUGUCCCUAUGUUUCUCAAAAUGAUUGUCAUGGUGGUAUUAAUGGUAGAGGGAGGGAAGUGGGUUCUCCUGUUUUUUAAAUCCUUUAYCCUAUUAGCAUUAAUCUGAAGAUAAGAGAAUGGAAAUACGUAUUUUAAAUCAUCAGUAGGUCUUCCACCUUGAAGUAGUCUCAUUGACUGUUCAACCACAUCAGAUAUGCAGGAUUUGAUCCAGUAUGAACAUCUGUAUCUUAAUGUUAACAGCUUCAGUAAGUAAGCCUUACAAAUGCUGUCACUUCAGUUUGCAAUCUGUUACAUGAGCAUUCMGUUUCAGUCUGUGCAUGUUCAAAACUUGACUUUUAUGUUCCAGAGAGAUGCAUGGCUGUCACAAGGCAAGAAGUGCAUUGUCCAAACUACAUCUAUUAUCUAAUGGAGAAUUCAUGAGUUUUCUACAGGUCUGACACAGGACUUUUUACACGCAGUCUGCUCAAGUGCCCAUGAACUUUUGAAAGAACUAUAACUGAGGUUUGAGUUCAUAGUCUAGUCUCAGAGAUGGUCAGUGGGAAGGGGAGUGUUUGUUGCGAUUGUGUUUUGUUGUUCUWGUUUCACUGUAACACAUAGUUGACAUACCUCUAGCUGGAAACAAUAUGAMACUGAAUUUGAACAGGAAAAUCGAAACUGAAAUAAGCUAAAAUAUAAACGCACAGGGGAUGAGUUCAACUCAUCCUUCACUAUUAAUCCUUUGAGAAUCUAUGGAAUUUCAGAAGGACAAGUUUCACUGGAGRAUUGUUUAAUUUCUGUUGAAAUUAUAUUUGCCCUGAUUCCAUAGUAAUAUUAAUAGGGCUUCCCAGUCAAGAUUAAACACUUUCAGUCAAAUGCAGACCAAGAGAUCUUUCUACAACAAAUGCGGUGCUUUUUUAUUAUUCUUGUUGUACCUCAAUGUUCRCUAUUAAAAGAUAAAACUACUGCAAUAUACUAAAUCUGGAUAGGUUUUCCAGUUAUCACAAGGUCCAAAAGAUUGGAUUGUUACUUUCUCACUAGUGAGUCAUGUAGUUCUUUUGUUCCAGUAGAAAAACAGAUGCCUGUAGAUAGUAGAUACUAGGUAUAGUAAGUAUUGUACCAUUAGCCAAAUUCCCUGCAGCUUCCGAUUUAUCUAACGGAAAUGUCUGUUACAGUUUUUGUUAAAGACUACRUAAAGUCAGUGGCAGGAAAGGUCCUCAUUAUUGGACUGAUUUUGCUGAUAUUGACAGAAAAAUGUCACAUGAUACUCAGGCUGUGCUUUCUAUUCAACCAUAUCACUAUAGAGGAAUGUCAAUAAAAUCACUUUGUUAUGGCAUUGUGUGG